CACCCGAACCUCAUCACCACCCUCCUCCUCCAACUCCGCAGCUCUAAUCUAAAAAUAGAAAUUUUUUAAACGACAAUAAAAUCGUCACCCUGGCAACUUUUAAUUUUUUAUUACAUCAAAAAUUACUAAAAGCAGAUUUACACAUUGUCAAGGAAAUUAAAAAAAUGUCCGGCGAGGUUCGAAGUCGUCAUAAAAAUAAGAAUAAGAAAAAUCAGAAAAAGGAUAAGCGGCGAGACUCCGACGAGGUUCCCACGAUCUACGUUGAAGACGACGACCAGGAAACGACAGAGUUUUACGAGGAGGAAAUUGAGCAUGGUCACCACGAUCACCAUGGCGACGAGGAAGAGGAAUCGGGAUUAAUUUAUAAAAUAAUAUUUGUUUUAUUACUCAUCGUUUUGGGCGGCAUAGCAACCGUGGUUUUAAUCGAUAGCGAUUUAAAUAGCGUUGCUAACGUGGAGCAUGGAGCUAAAAAGGAAAAUGUCGUUGUCAUGGAGACCUCACAUGGGGAGGAGGUGGGGGAGGAGUCCUGGUUUUCAGCGUUUUUAGGCGGUGGGGGUGGCGGUGGGGGGUGGUUCGAGGAGGAGGGUGACCAUGACGACCAUGAUGAGCAUGGGGACCAUGGUGAUGAACAUGAUGAGGAGGAGGAGGAGCAUGACGGUGACCAUGACGACCAUGGCGAUGAGGAGCAUGAGGAGCAUGACGACGAGCACGAUGAAGACCAUGACGAGGACGCCCAUGACGACGACGAAGAAGUUGAGGCUGCCCCAGAAAUCGUCGUAGGAGAAACACAAGAAUCUCAAGAAGAAGAGACUGAAGCUGAACAGGAAAUUGCCCCCGAGGAGGAGGAACCAGAACAAGAACCAGAAGAAUCUCAAGAACAAGAAGAACCUGAAGAAGAACCAGAACCUCAACAACCAGACAACGAAGAAGAACCCGAAAUUGACGAAGGUGAUGAUGACGAAUUAUCUCAAGAAAUUUCUCACGAAGAAGAAGACGCUGCUCAACCCGAACCUCUCGACGACGACCAAGAGAACAAGGAGGAUUCCCAAGAAACCAUGGAAACGGAAUUUGACGACGUUUGGGAACGAAUUUAAUUUUAUUUUAGCAAACCAUGUGAUAGAAUAAAGGAAUUUUACAGGAA
Folsomia candida is the source of this 1141-nucleotide messenger RNA. RefSeq names its product sarcoplasmic reticulum histidine-rich calcium-binding protein. The record is from RefSeq and is a predicted model, not a curated record. Bases 165 to 1094 code for a protein of 309 amino acids. Lineage: Eukaryota; Metazoa; Arthropoda; Collembola; Entomobryomorpha; Isotomidae. The transcript has 7 exons.